This is a messenger RNA of Pyricularia pennisetigena, 1515 nucleotides long. RefSeq lists its product as uncharacterized. Lineage: Eukaryota; Fungi; Ascomycota; Sordariomycetes; Magnaporthales; Pyriculariaceae. Bases 1 to 1515 code for a protein of 504 amino acids. The record is from RefSeq and is a predicted model, not a curated record. Gene Ontology annotation, molecular function: tRNA (uridine) methyltransferase activity. Gene Ontology annotation, biological process: tRNA methylation. The transcript is spliced from 2 exons.
AUGAGUACCGGCGAGGCCCGAGAAUACGGUCCCGAUACGAAACCGGCCAUUUAUGCUUUGCCGACGGCUGGCGGCCAGUCUGAUUGUUUACCAUGGCGCCCAAUCUGUCAUUGUUCGUGCGAAUUUGGUCCCGUACACUUUGAUGACGCCAUGGUUAAUGCUGUUAAAAACCCAAACCUCUUGUCUAGCUGGCUCUUCCGGGCGGAUAUAUUAUCCGAGAUCGAACAGGAUCAGGCCGAGGUGUGCCCUGUGCAGGGGGAAUCCACGCUGCCUCGGUGUCCGGAUCUACAAGGGUUCAGACUCGAAAGAGCGUAUCUUCGACGAAUCAUCCCCCGAAACACCAAGAGGGACCGUCCAAUGAUUCAAAGCUGCACUUUUUAUGUGGAAUCCACGCCAGAACCAUAUACAAGCACUAGGAGAAGUCUCGUGCUCUAUCUUCCUCAUCUGGAUUGCGCAGAGGACUUUCCCUUUUAUCACCCCCAAGUCCUAGGUGUUGGUCUGCUUCACGACUGGAACUAUGAGGAGGGCAAGGGCACCUUCUCUGUCCACUACCAGUUGUUUGCCGGGGGGUCAAUGACUCCUAGACUGCAAAGCACAGCGCUGAACAUGCUCUCAAUACUACACAAACUUGGUCAAGGGCAACUCAACGGCUACGUUAAGCGAGUACAUCAUGACAGACUAGUUCCUCAGUCAGCACUCCAAGACAGAUACUCGGGUCUCAGGGAUCGCUAUGCCAGGGAGCUUGUCAAGGGAUGGUCAGAAUCUACAGACCCCAUGAAGCACGUAUUUGAAGACCUCUGCAUAGCCGCUUUCUUGAUUGAACUCUGGGCAGAGAUGUAUAAAGCAAUCGAAUUCCCAGGCUUUGUGGACAUUGGCGCCGGGAAUGGCCUCCUGGUCCACAUCCUGAACCUGGAAGGCUACCGUGGCUGGGGUUUCGACGCUAGGGCGCGGAAAUCUUGGCGUGUCUACAACCGUCUUCAACCAGAUGGGCGGCCAACUCUGCAGGAAUUGGUCCUAAUACCGUCAAUCGCUGGUCAGGAAGGCUCCUCAAGUAAAAAUGACGUAGAAGUCUCGCCACAGACCGUGGGGAUCCACGAUGGCGUUUUCCCCGAAGGAACCUUCAUUAUAUCCAACCAUGCAGACGAAUUGACCCCCUGGACGCCGCUGCUCGCCACGGCUUCUGGGUGUCCGUUCAUAGCCAUCCCAUGCUGCAGUCACAACUUGACCGGCGCCAGGUUCCGGGCCCCGCCGCCAACUGACAAGAGCAAGUCGCACUCUGCUUAUUCGAGUCUUGUAGCUUGGGUUUCCGAUAUCGCCGUCGACUGCGGGUGGGAAGUAGAAACCGAGAUGUUGCGGAUACCUAGUACAAGGAACGCGGCCAUAGUCGGAAGGCAUCGCACAGUUGAUACCACCGAGGUGGCCAUCGACCAAGUUAUUGCCAGGUACGGGGGUUCUGGUGACUACCGUGAGAACGCCAUGAAACUUGUCAAGUCUACCUCUCCACGGGGACACUAG